AUGUUACAGAAGCAAUCAGAGAACGGAAUGGAAGGCGACGACGAGAGAGAAGAAGAAUCACAGGAAGAAAAUUCAGAGGCUGAGGAGGAAGAAGAGGAAGAUGAGCCGAGGCUCAAGUACCAGAGAAUGGGUGGCAGUGUGCCCACGCUACUCCAAAGCGAUGCCGCUUCAUGUAUUGCCGUUGCUGAACGCAUGAUCGCCCUCGGUACCCAUAGCGGCUCGGUUCACAUUCUCGAUUUCAUUGGCAAUCAAGUUAAAGAAUUUACUGCCCAUACUGCUGCAGUCAAUGAUAUCUGCUUUGAUAUAGAAGGUGAAUACAUUGGAAGCUGUUCUGAUGAUGGUUCUGUUGUGAUAAAUAGUCUUUUCACCGAGGAGAAAAUGAAAUUUGAUUAUCACCGUCCUAUGAAGGCCAUUGCAUUAGACCCAGAUUAUGCAAGGAAAUCAUCCAGAAGAUUCGUCACUGGAGGUUUAGCUGGUCAUCUAUAUUUUAAUGUCAAGAAGUGGAUAGGCUAUCGAGACCAGGUUCUACACUCUGGUGAAGGUCCAAUUCACGUAGUUAAGUGGAGAUCUAGUCUCAUCGCCUGGGCUAAUGAUGCAGGUGUCAAAGUUUAUGAUGCUGCUAAUGAUCAACGUAUAACAUUCAUUGAAAGACCUCGAGGAAGUCCCCGCCCUGAGCUUUUGCUCCCUCAUUUAGUUUGGCAGGACGAUACUCUGUUGGUCAUUGGUUGGGGAACAUCUGUUAAAAUCGCAUCAAUUAGAACCAAUGAGAAUACCGGCGCCAAUGGGACAUAUAAGCACAUUCCAAUGUCUAGCAUGAACAAGGUGGAUAUUGUGGCAUCUUUUCAAACCAGCUAUUUCAUUUCAGGAAUUGCUCCCUAUGGUGAUUCUUUGGUGGUUCUAGCAUACAUCCCUGGGGAGGAAGACGGGGAGGACUUCAGUAGCACUGUUCCGUCACGUCAGGGCAAUGCACAGAGACCAGAAGUGCGAGUUGUCACUUGGAAUAAUGACGAGCUCGCGACAGAUGCAUUACCUGUACAUGGCUUUGAGCAUUACAAGGCUAAAGAUUAUUCGCUUGCCCAUGUUCCUUUCUCAGUUAUUGCUAAACCUAGAGAUGCAGAAGAUCACAUAUCUUGGCUCCUUCAACAUGGAUGGCAUGAGAAAGCCUUAGAAGCGGUUGAAGCUGGGAAGGGACGCAGUGAGCUUGUUGAUGAGGUGGGAUCCAGAUAUCUAGACCAUCUAAUUGUGGAACGCAAAUAUGCUGAAGCUGCCUCAUUAUGUCCUAAAUUGUUGCGAGGGUCGGCUUCUGCAUGGGAAAGAUGGGUCUUCCAUUUUGCUCAUCUUCGUCAGCUUCCUGUAUUAGUUCCAUACAUGCCAACAGAAAAUCCAAGAUUACGUGAUACUGCUUAUGAGGUUGCCCUUGUUGCUUUGGCAACAAACCCAUACUUUCAUAAGGAUCUUCUAUCAACUGUUAAAUCUUGGCCGCCUGUAAUUUAUUCGGUUUUGCCCGUUAUCUCUGCUAUAGAACCUCAGCUUAGCACAUCGUCAAUGACUGAUGCACUUAAAGAGGCUCUAGCCCAGCUAUAUGUGAUUGACGGACAACACGAGAAAGCUUUUGCCCUCUAUGCUGAUCUUAUGAAGCCGGAUGUAUUUUGCUUCAUUGAAAAACACAAUUUACAUGACGCAAUUCGUGAAAAGGUUGCCCAACUUAUGAUGAUAGACUGCAAACGUGCAAUUCCAUUGUUGAUCCAGCAUAGAGAUCUAAUUAGUCCACAGGAUGUUGUGUCACAACUUAUGGCUGCAAAUAAUACGUUUGACUUCCGAUACUUUUUGCAUCUGUAUCUGCAUUCACUAUUUGAGUCAUAUCCAGAUGCUGGAAAGGAUUUUCAUGACAUGCAGGUUGAGCUCUAUGCUGAUUACGAUACAAAAAUGCUGCUUCCAUUUCUUCGUAGUAGUCAGCAUUAUACACUGGAAAAGGCAUAUGACAUUUGUGUCAAAAGAGAUUUAUUGAGAGAGCAAGUAUUUAUCCUUGGAAGGAUGGGAAACUCAAAGCAAGCCCUAUCAGUAAUUAUUAAUAAAUUGGGGGAUAUUGAAGAGGCUAUUGAGUUUGUAAGUAUGCAACAUGAUGAUGAUCUCUGGGAAGAGCUGAUUAAGCAAUGCCUGAAUAAACCUGAGAUGGUUGGGGUAUUGUUGGAGCAUACUGUUGGCAAUCUUGAUCCCCUAUAUAUUGUAAAUAUGGUGCCAAAUGGCUUGGAGAUUCCUCGAUUGAGGGAUCGUCUAGUCAAAAUCAUCACAGACUAUAGGACAGAAACUUCUCUUAGAAACAGGUGCAAUGAUAUACUCAAGGCCGAUUGUGUUAAUCUGUUAAUCAAAUAUUACAAAGAAGCAAGACGAGCUAUAUGCUUGAGCAAUGAAGAAGACGAUGCACGUAGUAAAAGGGACAAAAACUGGGCUUCUCAGUUUGCAGAGAAAUCUUUGAGCAUGAAGAGCAUGGAGGUCAAGUCGAAAACACGUGGUGGCGCUAGAUGCUGUGUGUGUUUCGACCCAUUUUCUAUACAAAACGUGUCAGUUAUAGCUUUCUUUUGCUGUCAUGCAUAUCACAAAACAUGUCUUGUGGAUUCCACCAUUUCCAUUACUCAGCAACAAAAGAAGCCACCAACCCCUACCAAGUCCUCGGAUGAAUUAUCGUAUUACGAAUAUGAUAAUGGCGAUGCUGAGGAUGAUGAGGAAGAGGAUACUUCUUCAGGAUCUCCUAAAAUGCGUUGCAUCUUGUGCACUACUGCUGCAGGUUGA
Messenger RNA from Fraxinus pennsylvanica, 2790 nucleotides. Lineage: Eukaryota; Viridiplantae; Streptophyta; Magnoliopsida; Lamiales; Oleaceae. The record is from the annotation of a GenBank genome assembly.